AUGCUUGACGCAACCCCCGCCUCCCAUGAUGCCGACCGUCUACAGUCAGCUGGCCGGCCGUUGUCAACUCAUGUACCACCUGGGCAAAUUUUGACGGGGAAGCAAGAGCACUAUCUGAAGCGCGAGUUGAUCGGCCGUCAAGUGCGCAACGAAAUUACCGAGCUGAACUCCCCUACUGCCCUCCACCGCUUCGGCGCUCCAUUCAAAUCGGAAUUCGGGGAGGUUGCCCCUGUGGAUUCUGAACUACCGAUUCUGCGAUACAUUUUUGUGCAUCAUGUGCGCAAGUUCCCUUUCCUCGAUCAGGCGCGUGAGAAGGAGUUUUGGCAGGAUAAGUUGCAGGUGGUAAGUAAUUUGCACCAAUUUGGGUUGUCUGCGGUAGCCGGAGACUCACUGCGACUGACUUAUUUCUUCAUGCAGUUCCUCGAGUCGUUCGCUAACAAGCAUGUAUCGUCCUCGGAAGACCGGUUGGAGGAGACCAAGCGCAGGAAGCUGGCGCGAAAAGCUGAAAAGCUUGUCGAGCUUAUGAUGGUAUCGGGAAUCCCUACGGCGUCGGGGUAUGAAGAGCGGAUAUCAUUUUCGGAGAUGGAGGUCGUCGAUCGCGGCGCGAACGAGAAGGGCCUUCUCGUGAAUAUGCCGGAGGGACAUGCGAUACACGGCUGGGAUGUCAACGUUGCAGCGGAGUUCAUCCUCCGCGUGCAGCGGGAAGGCAAGCCUGACAUCUUUGUGGCCAGGCGAUAUGGAGAAUUCGCAAAACUUUAUAGGAGACUGCGUACAGAGUUUCCGGGUAGAACAUUAGCACCUCUCCCGAGAAAAAAUAAGUCAUCAACAAGUACUAGCUUUUUUGGCUCGGCUGACGAUGAGGCGUCCUCUAUUUCCUCCGUGUCAACUCAAGAUACUAGCGAGGGGUACAUUGGUCGAACUCUGGCUCCGGGACCUCAUCACAGCCGUUCAUUGUCACGUUCCUCCAUGAAAUCAUCAAAGUCUGGGAGACUUUCAAGUGAGGGCCCGAGAGAGUGUGUGCUUUACCGGGAGGAGCAGCGCGUCUCUCUUCGAGCAUUUCUACGCACUUUGCUGCAGAACAAGCGAGUUUCCGAGUCAAAGGCGAUGGAGGAGUUUCUCACAGCAAACCCUGUCACCUUGAAUGAAGAGGAAUUAACCGAUGUAGAAAGAAGAAAAGCAGCGGACGCCAUCAGGAUCGAGGAGCAGAAGCAAUUCUACGAAAUUGCACGGCAGCGUGCGGCGGAGCUGGAUGUAUACAUGGAGCAAUUCCGCCGGGAUAUUGUGGAGAGCAAUGGUCUAACGAAAUUAUUCUCCGAGAUUCGUGAAAAGAACACGAUAGCGGACCUUAGCCCUCAGUACCAGAAAUUCGCUGAAUGGCUUCGAAUUGAGGUUGCGGCAACUCUCUAUCACGUAUUCCUGGCUGAGGACAACUCUCCAGAAAUGUUUGCGCAGUUCAAGAGGAUACAUUCUCUUGUCCCGUAUACUCUACUAAAGAAUGUCAUCCGCAUCGCCAAUCCUGCAGCUGUGAUGAGUGGUGUCCUAGAUCUUUUCCUCGCCCAGCCAUUUGGGUCACGGUCUCUACUACAGCGCAUCUUUUCCAUGGCUCUAAACGACGGCAUUAAGCAAUUUCAAAAGUCCAUUGACUCGCUGGCAGCCAAGGUUGAUGAUCCCGUUCUGACUGGAAAGCUAAAAGAGUUCACGCAUGCAGAUGAGAAUAUCAAGAAUGAAAUUAGGACAGAGGCUGCGACUGAAGAUGUGGAUUUGAUCGUUGCCAUUCUUCGAUCGGACCUCAUAGCACCUGAGCUCACUCCGGAACAGGUUGGAAAAGUGUUCAAUGCCUAUGUAGCGUGGAAUCAUGCGGUGGACAACGUGGAUCUUGAGAUGCAAGAAGGAGCUCAAUGGUUUGCAAACAUGAAGCAAUUGCUGAAGCUCUACACCCGACAACGCGACAAGGCAAUGAUACUCAGCAUCAUCGAGGAGCCUGUCACCCUUCAGUUGUUCCGCGAUCUCUUCACCAUUUUCUACGAGCCCCUAGUGCGCGUCUACAAAUCUGCGAAUGUGUACAGUAGCAUUACUGACUUUGCGCAAUUUGCCGAUGACGCCAUCGCUGUGAUUGAGAAAUGUCACAGGCAGGAUGUAUCGGCGGACCCUAACCAAACCGUCCAGGCCUUCAUCGAUCUAUGUGAAAGACACCAAGACAACUUCUACAAGUUCAUUCACGAAGUACACCUUCACGAUAAUGGCCUGUUUACAUCCCUCAUGGGUUGGAUUGAAGAUAUCCUUGAAUUCCUGCGCCACGGACCUCAAGGGGGUAAGCUUGACAUGAACGCCCUGUUCCACGGAGCCAAAGAUGUCGGGCAGAUUGAUGAGGCCAAGGCCAUCGAGGAGAUUAAUGCUUUGAUCAAGUGGCACGAGGAUCGCAAACGGUGGCACUUGAAUAAGACGCGACAGAAGAUGGCAGCUGAAGGCACUGGGAACGAAUCUUUCCCCGGAAACGCGACGUUCCGCGGCAGUGAUUUUGGCUUGGAUGAGGCCGACCUUGAAGAUCUCGCCAUUUCCGACGCGGAAUCCGAAGAGUCCGAGGAAAUGGAAGAGGACGACCUAGAUCCGAUCACCGCUGAGAGGAGACGCCGUGUCAAGAAACAGGAUCAGCUUCGCCGCACCGCAGGAGAACCAGUCAAGCCGGAAGUCCAGGAGAUCCUCAAGCUCUCGGAGUCUUUUAAUGCUAUCGAUACAGUCUACACCUGCCAGAAACCUCAACACAAGCGCUGCAACUUCUUUCUCUGGCAAAGCGACGCAGAUGCGCGGGAGAAACUAACCGUGCUUUCGAACUCGCGGACUGAGCCGUUCUCGGCCAACAAUACACCUACGAAACCAUCGGUGCAGGGAAGCGGCCUUCUCACGCCACAGACGGACACAAAGGUCCAGGAUGUCCGCGGGAUGAGCGUCAACCGCACGCCAACACCGUCGAAGAGCGGAAAGGCCAGAAUGAUGAUGGAGGAUACGGACGAGUUUAGCUGGGAUGAUUCGACGGACGCGGAGGAGCUGACCAAGUUGCUUGAGCCGCCUCCUCAGCCCGAUUUUGGACAGGAGGGGCCUCGCAAGGCGCCGCGGACUGAGAGCUUCAUGUCUCCUGGCAAGCGAAAGCUGUCGGACAUAGAAAAUGAUGGAAGACAGAGUACAGCCACGUUUACGCCUACAUCUAUCUUCUCGUCCCGCACGCAGACCCGGUUGCCGCCGGCGUCGGCGGAGGUCUCGAUGACGCCUACGCCGGGAAGGUAUAGAAAUGUGCUAUCUACGGAUGCGCGGGACGAUUUUUCUGAGUUAGGUCUUCAGGCUUUGAAGAUCCUUGAAAGUCACAAGGUGGUUGUGCCGAAACAGGCGCAGGACGAGUUGUUGGCACUGCUGAACAAGCAUGAUCUGAAGAUGAAGGGGAUUAUGCGCGGGCGGGACAUCUCGCGAAUUGCGCUGAAGAAGCAUGAAGAGACUAUUAUGAAGUUGAACGAGAGAAUUACGAGCCUGGAGUCACAGAGGGAAAUGGAUCGAGCUAUCAUUGAUGGGUUGAGGGGACGGUAA
This is a messenger RNA of Aspergillus fumigatus Af293, 3576 nucleotides long. RefSeq names its product PX domain protein. The transcript has 7 exons. Bases 1 to 3576 code for a protein of 1191 amino acids. Gene Ontology annotation, molecular function: phosphatidylinositol binding. Lineage: Eukaryota; Fungi; Ascomycota; Eurotiomycetes; Eurotiales; Aspergillaceae. The record is from RefSeq and is a predicted model, not a curated record.